CUUCCUUGAAAAAAUUCCUAGAGUGUAUCUUUUAGGAAAAAUCAAGUCUUGAUUUAAAAACUGUACAUGAUGGAGAAUCCACCUCGACCUUUGCUCUUCUUUGAACUGCUGCAGUUUGUCAACAACGCCUUGACUUGUGGAUGACAGAACUGGACACAGUAUUCCAGCAGCACUCACACCAGUGCCAACUACAGAGUUCUCAUCCGGACCAUUUCAGUUAUAUGCUGGGCAUAUCAGUCAACUGCACUUUCUUCAUCGAGUGAAAUAGUCAUAGAGCUGUGUAUUAUCCACACACUGUUGGGAUUAUAGCUCAAACAGCACACUAUUCGAAACCACAAGUGCUGUUCAUCUCAGGCCAGCUGCACAACAGUAACACUGUGCUAUGCUUCGAGAUGUCAUGGGAAAAACCUUUCGACUUCUGGGGUAUACCAUUCAAUAUGGAUGCAUAGCACACUGUGCCUUUGAGUACCUUGGAGGAAUUGUUGUGUGUUCUGGACCUUCAAUGGAACCAACAAUUCAAAAUUCUGACAUUGUCUUUUCGGAGAAUCUUAGCCGCCAUUUUUAUUGCAUUCAGAAAGGUGAUAUUGUAAUUGCAAAAAGCCCAAAUGACCCCAAAUCAAAUAUCUGUAAAAGAGUAAUUGGCUUGGAAGGAGACAAAGUCUGUAUAAGCAGUCCUUCAGAUUUCCGUAAGAGUCACAGUUAUGUGCCUAAAGGGCAUGUUUGGUUAGAAGGAGAUAAUCUCAGGAAUUCUACAGAUUCCAGGUGUUAUGGACCUGUUCCUUAUGGACUGAUAAGAGGACGCAUUUGCUUCAAGAUAUGGCCUCCGAAUGAUUUUGGAUUUCUGCGUGCUAGCCCUAACGGUCACAGAUUUUUGGAUGAUUAAGAGAACUAAUAAGUGAAUUCUGCCAGUUUACUGAACUGUCUUACAAUGCUUUAAUAGCUUUUUUUACUGAUUGAAUGAAACAAUGUAUUUGUAUUUACAAUAAAUUAAACAUUGUGACUUUUUGAGCUAAAGUUUCACUUUAUUAGCAUCUAGAAUAAAACAUAUGCUGAAGUCAGUUAUGGAAAUUAAAUGCUGUUGUAAUUACAGUUAUUCAGCUUUCUUUAACCAUUCAUGAUGAGUUCACACAAGAAAGUGUCUUAUAGUCUAAGGGCUAGACCCUUACAGGGGAUUUUGGCUCAGCUUCACAAUGCCUAAUUUUAGGCACCCAGUCUCCCUCUACAAUGCAUGGGGAGAGCUAAGCACCUAAGAAUGGUAUUAACAGAAGGCAGCAAGCUGAGUAAGGGGGCUACCCAAGCUAAGCAGAACAAAAUACUAAGGAGGGUGGUGGGGCAGAAGCAGCAGCAGA
This is a messenger RNA of Emys orbicularis (European pond turtle), 1349 nucleotides long. It is a transcript of the gene IMMP1L, whose product is annotated as inner mitochondrial membrane peptidase subunit 1. The coding region runs from base 383 to 883 and encodes 166 amino acids. The transcript is spliced from 8 exons. The record is from RefSeq and is a predicted model, not a curated record. Gene Ontology annotation, molecular function: serine-type endopeptidase activity. Gene Ontology annotation, cellular component: membrane; mitochondrial inner membrane peptidase complex. Lineage: Eukaryota; Metazoa; Chordata; Testudines; Emydidae.